Molecule: messenger RNA, 402 nt
Organism: Eruca vesicaria subsp. sativa (arugula)
Lineage: Eukaryota; Viridiplantae; Streptophyta; Magnoliopsida; Brassicales; Brassicaceae
Source: the annotation of a GenBank genome assembly
AUGCCUGGAUGGACCUCCGGACCCAUUUUGCCACCGGACAUGAAGAGUUUCGUUAACCAGCAAACGAGAGUGAUCCAACACGAUGGGUCUAUAGUGAAAGAAGACGAUCUCGAUUCACAGUGGGAAGAAGCAACCGGUGAAAACGUCGAAAAAGUCAUCUUUCUCAGCUGUCACACCGCCGUCUCGAACCGUCCUGCUCUCACUUUUCACCCCAUUGGAGUGCUUCACCUGAGAGAAGGAGAAUCUCCGCCGCAGGGAGGAAAGGAGGGAUGGGAGGCGUUGCCAAGCCCUAGGAUUGGUCCGUGGUUGCGUCUUUUGAAGAAAAUGGCUGAAGCUCAUAGCUUAGUUCCUGAGAUUGAUGAGGUUUUGUUUCUUGUUAAUUUGCUUAUGUGUUAUAUCUAG